AUGGAAACUGUUGGUAAUAUAAUACUUGAAGAAAAUUUAAACUCAACAUCUAUCUCUACAAUAGUUCUGGACUAUGUUGCUCACUUUUCGACAUCGCUUAGCUUUUAUCUGUUUUCAUUACUAUGGUCGCUGAUAUAUGUCUUACUAUUUAAGCUGCCCAAGGCGGUUUUUAGGAUGUUAAAUCAGAACCUACCCUUUUAUUUAUUGGUAAUAUUUGGGGCUUUAUCACCGUUGCUCACUCAUGUUUUCUUAAGGAGUCGUUUAUUUUCAGCUUAUUCUCAUCUAAAGAGGGAUCCUAACGAUGAUUUUAUAGCCAAGAGUCAGCAGAGGAUCGACGAUGAGGUGAUGUUCAUGAACCAGUCGAAUACUGAAAGAAGAUCGGGAUUUACGUCAUACCUCGAUGAGUUUUUAAGUGCUAUUAGGAUAUUUGGAUACUUGGAUAAACUGGUUUUUCAUGAGCUUACAAAAUCCAUGCGGACUCAAAGGUUGGAGGAGGGGGAAGUCAUGUUAAUAGAUGAUUCUGUGGGGUUUUCCAUUGUUGUGGAAGGGAAUUUACAAAUUUACCAUAAGGUCGCUUCUAAUGGAACUGGGCCUAUUGAUACUACUUUUCCUUCGGUGGCUGAUGAUAGAACAUGUGCUGGAGGUGACAAUGAUCUAAGGAUUAACGGCGAGCAAUUCCAGUUACUAAAUAUUGUCAAGGCAGGUAACCCAGUUUCCUCCUUGGUUAGCAUAUUGAAGCUUUUUACGGAUAACCAGUCUACAAAUGUGCCUUCUGAACAAGCACAGAGGAUUUCUGAUCUUGAAGAUCACCAGAAAGGACCAUUGAAGACUGCUAUAACUCCGUUUUUAGACUCAUCAGUGCAGCAGUACCAGUAUGAACUUGAUGUUAAGCAAGGGCGGCUAGAAACUAACCCUGUUCUCCAGCAGGCAGAGGCUGCACGUUCUCGUUCUGGGACGCCUGUCAAUUCACCUUUCCGUACUACACCAGCGGCCUCACUGUUACCAGAGCCCAGCGGCGAAGAGCCUUACGAAUCUUUGCCUGAUAUCGUUGCAUACGCCUCUACGGAUUGCACAAUAGCUGUUAUUCCUGCGAGUGCCUUUAAGAGGCUCAUGGUCAAAUAUCCUAGGUCGGCAACCCAUAUUAUUCAGAUGAUUCUCACUAAAUUAUAUCGUGUCACAUUCCAAACCGCACAUUCAUAUUUGGGUUUGACAAAGGAAAUUAUCCACACAGAAAUUGUAUUAAAUAACAGUGUCAACUUUGGACUUCCCUAUUAUCUUCAAGAGGCCAUUUUGAGAAAGAUCAAAAGGAACUCUAAGGAAUAUCAUAUAACAGAGGAUGUGCAACGCCGCCGCAGGACAAAGAGCGGGAAUGUUUCAAACCCAGCGAGCUCUACUACUAGACUGUCGAGAAAUAUUGCUCUAGAAUCAAGAGAUCAAUUUCACCCCGGAGACUUGCUUUCUAACGUUCCAUUGUCUAGGAAGGACUCCGGCAUAUCAACCUCUAAUGCAUCGUCUCUGUGUAUCUCCAGAGCAACUUCAGUUAAGGCAAGGGAUUUAUUCAGUCCGAACACUACUAUUCGCCCUGACCUUGGAUUAUUGUCAUCAUCUAUGAUGUCAUCCUCAGCUAUUUCUUUAACUGAAAAAUCUUCUAGACAUGGGUUCAACGACCACAGCAGUUCCGUUUCCUAUUCCUUCGUAGAACAGACAGAAGAAUCUGUAUGGCGGAUGGCUCUCGUUGAAAAUAUGUUUGGCUACCUAGGUAUCACAAAUGAAAACAUUAUGCCUCCUGCUGAAGAGGAAUUGCUAGCACCUCACCGCAGAUCUUCAAGUUCUUCCUUCAGCUCCUCAUACGCUUCUAUGUCUCAAGCCCACUCCCUUAACCACGGCAUGUUUAAAUGCAUUAUACCUGAAAAGGUUAAAGUUAACACGAAGACUCCCCGCACUCUGAAUGAAGAAAUGCCUUUGGAUUUAGAUUUUAAUACAGCUAAAGAAGAGUUUGCGGAUGGGUUGGAAGUAUUAUUUAUUCCUGAAGGUACUGUAGUGGUUGAACAGAAUGCCACUAGUAAGGGUUUAUAUUACAUUGUUUCUGGGGAAAUGAACGUAUGCACUACUGAUGAGCAAGAUCAAGCUAGCGGGAAACAUAUCCUAUAUACCGUUAAACCUGGUGGGAUCGCUGGUUAUUUGGCGUCAUUAAUUGGCUUUAAAUCGUUUGUUACAUUGGAAGCUAAGACUAAUCUAUACGUUGGAUUUCUACCAUUGGCAGUUUUAGAGAAGCUUUGUGAUAAAUACUUCAUGAUUUAUUUGAGGAUUGCGGAAACCUUAACAAGUAUGUUAAGUCCCAAGAUCCUGAAGUUGGAUUAUGCUUUAGAAUGGAUUCACUUAGAAGCUUCGGAAACUUUGUUCAACCAGAAUGAUCCAGCCAAUGCUAUCUACGUGGUUCUAAACGGUAGAUUAAGACAACUUCGCUCAGACGAAAAGGCUGAUACCACACGUGAAGACAAAAUGAAUUCAGGCACGAAGAAGAAACAUAAGAAAGAUGCUACUAAAAGACAUGUACAUGUCCUUGGUGAAUACUCAAAAGGUCAUAGUUUUGGCGAGGUUGAAGUUUUGACUGUCAUGAAUCGUAGCUCAACCGUUGUCGCAGUAAGAGAUACCGAACUAGCCCGUAUACCUAGGACUUUAUUUGAGGUACUAGCUUUGGAACAUCCUUCCAUUAUGAUCAGGGUUACGAGGCUUGUUGCAAAGGAAAUCUUGCAACAGAAAUCACAUAUGGCUGAACCAUCAAAUUCAGUUAAUGCUGCAAAUGGAUAUCGAUAUGAUUAUAACUUGAUGAUUCCGCCUACAGCAGGGAGUCCAAAUUGGGGCACUGACUCCUUAAAUGGAACUAUUAGUUACAAGACGAUUACAAUUUUACCUAUUACCCAAGAAAUUCCUGUGGGCGAGUUUGCAGCUAAGUUAGUUUCCUCAUUUAGGCAGGUCGGCAAGUCCACUAUCGGCUUAAACCAAAGUGCUACACUUUCUCAUUUAGGAAGACACGCCUUUGACAAGUUGGCACAUCUAAAACAGUCUGGCUUCUUUGCAACUCUUGAAGAAUUGUAUGAGGUGGUUGUUUAUAUCGCCGACACUCCUGUUAAUUCAUCAUGGACUUCAACCUGCAUCUCUCAAGGUGAUUGUAUUCUAUUAUUAGCCGAUGCCGCUGGUGAUCCAGAGAUUGGUGAAUAUGAAAGAUUACUAUUGAAAGCAAAGACUACCGCACGCACCGAAUUAUUAUUAUUGCACCCAGAGCGUUAUGUGGAACCCGGUCUCACUAACAAGUGGUUGAGAAAUAGACCUUGGGUUCAUCAGCACCAUCAUAUGCAAUUCGUUAGUUCUCAUAAUGUCUCAGAAGGAGUAGGUCCUAAGUCAGGGUCGAACUUGCUAACUCCUGCAUCCAAUUUCAUGGAAAAACUAAGACACACAGAUCGUUUCAAUAAACUAACUAAGAAAACUCAAGAAAAUUUUGUCAAGUUGUUACCUGAUUCCAUUAAAAAUACUGUGGAGACCCUUUCAAUGAAAUAUAUACAAAAAAAACAAAAAUACUAUACCCCUGUGCAUGCUCAUAAAGAUGACUUCUUAAGAUUGGCGCGAAUUCUAUCCGGUCAGGCUAUCGGUUUAGUCUUGGGCGGUGGAGGAGCAAGAGGUAUAAGUCAUUUGGGUGUUCUGAAAGCAAUUGAAGAACAUGGCAUUCCGAUCGACAUGAUCGGCGGCACAUCUUUUGGCGCUUAUGUCGGCGGUUUAUAUGCCAAAGACUACGACCUAGUCCCCAUUUAUGGUAGAGUAAAGAAGUUUGCAGGCAGAGUGAGCUCUAUAUGGAGGAUGCUAUCCGACUUAACGUGGCCGAUCACCUCGUAUACGACCGGUCAUGAAUUUAAUCGUGGGAUUUGGAAGUCCUUUGGUGAUAUCAGAAUUGAGGACUUCUGGAUCCAAUACUAUUGCAACUCUACUAAUAUCACAGAAUCAGUUCAGGAGAUCCAUAGCUCAGGUUAUGCAUGGAGAUAUAUUCGCGCAUCGAUGUCUCUAGCUGGCAUGCUUCCACCCUUAACAGAUGACGGAAACAUGCUUCUUGACGGUGGCUACCUAGAUAACCUACCGGUUUCCACAAUGAAAGCUCGCGGAUGUAAAACUAUUUUUGCAGUGGACGUGGGAUCUGUCGACGACAGAACGCCAAUGGAAUAUGGUGAUUACUUAAAUGGUUUCUGGAUUCUUUUCAACCGCUGGAACCCGUUUUCAACUCAUCCAAACGUUCCAAACAUGGCAGAAAUUCAAAUGCGUUUGGGAUAUGUUGCAUCAGUUAACGCUUUGGAGAAAGCAAAAAAUACUCCUGGCGUUUUCUAUGCUCGCCCUCCCAUUGAGGGUUAUGCCACGCUAGAUUUCUCGAAAUUCGAAGAGAUAUACCAAGUUGGAGCUGCUUAUGGAAGUGUCUUUUUCGAAGAAUUGGAAAAGUGCGGUAGGAUGCCAAAAAUUCCUGGUAACGAACAAAUUGACGGUCAUGUAAUGCAGAUGUUACAUAGACGUAACAGUAUAUAA
Eremothecium sinecaudum is the source of this 4566-nucleotide messenger RNA. RefSeq names its product lysophospholipase (gene NTE1). Gene Ontology annotation, cellular component: endoplasmic reticulum. Gene Ontology annotation, molecular function: phosphatidylcholine lysophospholipase A1 activity. Gene Ontology annotation, biological process: phosphatidylcholine metabolic process. Bases 1 to 4566 code for a protein of 1521 amino acids. NCBI's taxonomy places the organism in Eukaryota, Fungi, Ascomycota, Saccharomycetes, Saccharomycetales, Saccharomycetaceae. The transcript has a single exon. The record is from RefSeq and is a predicted model, not a curated record.